Molecule: messenger RNA, 924 nt
Organism: Rotaria sp. Silwood2
Lineage: Eukaryota; Metazoa; Rotifera; Eurotatoria; Philodinida; Philodinidae
Source: the annotation of a GenBank genome assembly
AUGUCCGAUCUGUCCGAUCUUGAUCGACAAUUAGAUCAAUUAAGACGAUGUGAAUUAAUUAAAGAACAUGAAGUUAAAAUGCUUUGUACAAAGGCAAGAGAAAUACUUGUAGAAGAAAGUAAUGUUCAAUGUGUUGAUUCACCUGUUACUAUUUGUGGUGAUAUACAUGGACAAAUGUUCGAUCUACUUGAAUUGUUUCGGGUUGGAGGUGAUGUUCCACAAACGAAUUAUUUAUUUUUGGGAGAUUUUGUUGAUCGUGGUUUUUAUAGUGUUGAAACAUUUUUAUUAUUACUUGCACUUAAAGUUCGAUAUCCUGAUCGAAUAACUUUAAUACGUGGCAAUCAUGAAUCCCGUCAGAUUACGCAAGUAUAUGGUUUUUAUGAUGAAUGUUUAAGAAAAUAUGGUUCUAUUAUGGUAUGGCGAUAUUGCACAGAAGUAUUUGAUUAUUUAAGUUUAUCAGCUGUUAUUGAUGGAAAAAUAUUUUGUGUACAUGGUGGCCUUAGUCCAUCUAUAAAUACACUUGAUCAAAUACGACAAAUUGAUCGAAAAAUGGAAGUACCACAUGAUGGUCCAAUGUGUGAUCUUUUAUGGUCUGAUCCUGAAGAAACGCUUGGUUGGGGUGUUAGUCCACGUGGUGCUGGAUUUUUAUUUGGUAGUGAUGUUGUAUCACAAUUUAAUCAAACAAAUAAUAUUGAUUUAAUUUGUCGUGCACAUCAACUUGUUAUGGAAGGUUAUAAAUGGCAUUUUAAUGAAACAGUUUUAACUGUAUGGUCAGCACCAAAUUAUUGUUAUCGUUGUGGAAAUGUUGCCGCUAUACUUGAACUUGAUGAACAUCUUAAUCGUAGUUUUACAAUAUUUGAAGCCGCACCACAAGAUCAACGUUCAUCAGCAACAAAACGCGUUGUACCCGAUUAUUUUCUUUGA